ACUGGCCUGAUGAUGAAGCAGCAGUGGGUCCAGUGGCACUGAUGAACAUCCGGGUUUCCCGCUGGCACCGCUGCUGUGGCUCUCAGGAGCCAUCUUGGACGCCGUUCAGUAUUUCGCAAGUCAGUCCCUCCUGCCCCCUCCAACUUCCCCGGCUGAGGGAAGAAACACGGACCCACACAAGGGGGCUUCGCUUCUGCUCCAAGCGUCCAAACUCAGGCUCGCACCGAGAGCUCGUCCAUGCUGCUGCUCUUUCUGCCCGGUCAGAAUGAAAUGCUGGAUGUUUGCGGCAGCAGGGACCUUCUUUCCGAGCGAUACAUUGUUGUUGUGAAGAGCUCGUGUUGGUAUUGUAGCGCUGAAGAAUUGCGCGCAGGCCUUCGCGUUCAUGUGUUUCAUUUCAUUCUUAAAUGCUUUCACGGCAUAAAGGACGACAUUUAUCGCCAGGAUCCCCGAAGGAAGGAACAUGUUUGUUACCUGGCUGACUUUUGCACUCGUCUUGUGCACAGGAGGCAGUCAGGCGGAGGUGGAGACUAGAGAGUGCAUCUAUUACAAUGAUAACUGGCGGACGGAGAAAACCAAUCAGAGCGGUUUUGAGAGGUGUGAGGGGGAGAAAGACAAGAGGCUGCACUGUUACGCCUCCUGGUUAAACUCGACUGGAACCAUCCGCCUGGUCAGAAAAGGCUGCUGGCUCGACGACUUCAACUGUUAUGACCGGCAGGAGUGUGUGGCUACGGAGGAGAGUCCACAGGUGUUCUUCUGCUGCUGUGAAGGAAACUAUUGCAAUGAGAAGUUCACACACCUCCCAGAAGCCAUCACUCCUGCAGUAAAGAUCCAGCCUCCUCAGCCCGGGCCGUCUCUGUGGGGUGUGCUGGUUUAUUCUCUUCUUCCUUUGGCCAUUCUCUCUCUGGCCCUGGUGCUCGCCUGCUGGACGUACCACCAACGAAAACCACCCUACAGACACGUCGACAUCGGCCAGGAUGCUGGUGUUCCUCCACCGUCUCCUCUGGUUGGCCUGAAGCCGCUGCAGUUGCUGGAGUUGAAAGCCCGGGGGCGCUUUGGCUGCGUCUGGAAAGCCCAGUUACUGAGUGAAUAUGUGGCGGUGAAAAUAUUUCCCAUCCAGGACAAGCAGUCAUGGCAAAACGAGAGAGACAUUUUCCUCACCGAGGGUUUUAAACACGAGAAUAUUCUGCGCUACAUCUCAGCAGAAAAACGUGGCACGAACCUUCAGAUGGAGUUGUGGCUGGUCACAGAAUUCCACGAGAGGGGUUCGCUAACAGAUUACCUGAAGGGGAACCCGGUGAGCUGGCCUCAGUUGUGCCAUAUUUCAGCAAGUAUGUCCCGUGGCCUGGCGUACCUUCAUGAAGACCUUCCUUAUCGAGCAGAGGGACCCAAACCUGCCAUCGCUCACAGAGAUUUCAAGAGUAAGAAUGUCCUGCUCAAGACGGAUUUGACCGCAGUGAUUGCAGACUUUGGGUUGGCUGUCUGCUUUGAGCCUGGGAAACCGCCUGGAGAUACACACGGCCAGGUGGGAACGUGGCGUUACAUGGCUCCGGAGGUGCUGGAGGGAGCCAUUAAUUUCCAAAGGGACGCCUUCCUAAGGAUCGACAUGUAUGCUCUAGGACUGGUGCUGUGGGAGCUGGUGUCUCGCUGCACCGCCUCCGAUGGUCCUGUAGGUGAGUAUCAGCUGCCCUUUGAGGAGGAGGUGGGCCAACACCCCUCACUGGAAGACCUUCAAGAUGUGGUGGUCCACAAGAAGAUGCGGCCGGUUUUUAAAGACUGUUGGAUCAAACAUCCGGGUUUGGGUCAGUUGUGUGAGACCAUCGAGGAGUGCUGGGACCACGACGCAGAGGCGCGUCUGUCAGCGGGCUGCGUGGAGGAACGUAUCUCCACCCUCUCAAAGACAACCAACACCAUCAACACGUCUACCUCGGAGUGCCUGGUCUCCAUGAUGAUUUCUGAUAGUGACACGGACCUUCCUCCCAAAGAGUCCAGCACCUGAACGCCCGCCUCCAAACAUCAGGGACUGCGAACCACUGUGUUCAUCACUCCAGUAAAUGUGAACUUUGCUGCUAAUUUGAUCUCUGGAUCGUCAUGUAUCUCAUUUCUUCUUGCAUCGUUGGAUGGCUUUCACCAGCACAUUCAUCUACUGUACUCCUCCAAGAGGAAGGCACACACACAAAACCUCAAAAUCUCGGAGAGCAUUCAGGGGAUUGUUUCAGACUGCUGGGAUAUGAGCACACGUUACCUCAUCGGUUUAAAUGCCAUUUUUAAGUUGUUUUUUGCCUUCACUCCAUGAAUACCUCCAUCCAUAAUUCUCUACCCACUGUUUUUUUCAAGAUUACGCGACGAUCUGAUGACUGUUACACAACCUUCCAAGAGCACACAAGGUCCUUUUUGUACUCGGUGAAUUUUAAUGUAGUUUUAAUGUACCCUUUUCCCCUUUGAAAUGUCUCGUGGGAUGUUAUUUUUGCUAUUUCCGGCAGUUGUCUGGGACACUGGAAGCUGAGGGCAGCGGGACUGUUAUGAUACGAGUUGCCUUUCGGAGCGUCGGAUUGGUUUUAAUGUAGCAUCUUGCUUAUGUUAAAGUAUCUGAAGUCAGACGUGCCAUCAUCACCGCUGGCGUGUUUCAGCGCUCGUUGUUUCUGAGUGACAAGAGCUGCAGUUGAAGUAUUAGUUCUGCGGUUUGAUUUCAGUCACGGCUAAAUGUUUCGGUACAUCAGGAAAGUGUGUGAUGUUUGUCCACUACACUACUCAGGUAAACUCCGUGCAUGUGAUUGUGUGACCGCUCACUCUUACAGCAAUAGUUCUCAGCAGUUUGGUGAAUCUCACAAAGAAAAAUCUGGGUCAUAAGUCAUAAAAUCGAAAUAAAAAAAUAUAGAAUUAUACAUUCAUGAAAAUUUUGCUCAGUGAGAGUAAAGCUUAUUUUUGGGGAGAAGAUUUUUUGCAUUGCGGGAUUAUAUCAUAGCUGUUAAGCACAUUUUAGCACAUCAUUAGCAUAAUGGAAAACAAAUAUUUGAAUGAAAAUAUCACACAUAGAUUUUUUUUAACACUUUUAUAUUAGCGUAAGGAAUUUGGUAAAAGAAAACAACAUUAAAUAUUUGUACAGAUGUGCUUUACAAAUAUAUUUUUCCUUGCAUCACAGUAAUGAGAAUUUUUUUUUGUUUUCUUAUAUAUAUAAUGUUGCAAUUUAAAACAAAUCAAAAUGAUCUUAGUAUUAGCUUUAUUCUCUUUAUGCAGCAUUUCAUUUUGUAGAAAAUAAAGCUUUUGGGACAAUGCAUAUUAUCAUUACUGUAAUGCAAAAAAAAAAAAAAAGUACAUUGUUGUUUUUUCCAUUUAAAUAUAUUUUUUCUGCCAUCACAGUAAUGAUGAAUAUGUUUUUUUUGCAUUACCGUAAUGACAAUCCAAAGAGCUAAAAUGUCAUAAAUAAUGUCACCGUAUUAAUAACAAAAAUGAUAAUGGUCCUAAAACAGGCUUUACUAAUUUAGCAAAAAAUAAAGAUCCUUUCUUGUGCCGUUCUAAAAUGGCUCCUUUAUCAACUAAAUAAUGUCAGAAUAUAAAAACACCAUAAUGGUCCUGAAAUAGGCUUUAUUGUCUUUAUGCAACAUUUAGUCUAGCAGAAAAUAAAUUUCUUAUCAUAAAUGUCAUAAUUAAGCAACAAUUUUUCUAAAUAUUUUGAAAAUGUUAUUGUCCUGACACAACAUUUAAUUUAGCAGAAAACAAAGUUAUUUUUUGGGCUUUUAAAUCAUUAAUGUCAUAAUUAAGCUACAAUGUUCUCCCCCAAAUUAUCAUUACUGUAAUGCAGAUUUUUGUAAAUUGAUGUUAAAUACAACAAAAUGACCUAUAUAUAUUUACAAUUGUUUAACAAUUUAAAUAUAUUUUUCUUGUAUCACAGUAAUAAGAAUAUUUUUUUCCAUUACAUUGAAGAGGAAAAAAUGACCUGAAAUGUCAUAAAGUAAUUUCACAAUAUAAAAAAAUCAGACAGUCUUAAAAUAUGCUCCAGUCUCUUUCUGCACCAUUCAAUUUCUUAUUGUUUUUGGGGGGUAAAAUAUGACCCAGGCUUUUCUUGAUUCACAUCUCAACAGUGGCGAUAUCUCACGGCUCGCCUGUUUCCCGCAAUAACUUCAGCGUUGGAGACCGAAUGUCCGUAGUGCUGUACUCUUCAGUCAUCUCAUGACUUUAUCAGAUUAGUCAGCGUAAAACAUAUACGAUCACUGAAUCUCAACCGUCAUGUGCUCAGUGAUCAGAUAUACCUCAGAUAGUGUGACUUUUUAUAUCUAAAGUAUUUUAUUCUGUUGUGUGGUAGCAAUAUAAUUUAAUAUCCAGCUGCUUUUCUGUGAUUUAAAGAAAUUUUCUUGUGUUUUUGUUUUUAACAGAAGGUGCUCGAUGCGUUUUAUAAAGUGUUUAGCUUUGAGUCAAGCAUCUGCAGGUUCAAUGGCUUCUGUGGUUCAGAUGAACUGUUCUCUGAGGACAUGCAACCCUGUUUUAUUUAGUGUGUGUAUGUUUGUUUGUGUGGUACAUGUAUCUUCUUCCCUCGUCUCCAUCUUAUCAAUUGUAUUAAGUUGGUUUUCUCUAUUAUCAAAUCAGGGAUUUGAAAAAUAAAGUAUUGCAGUGCAAGUUGUGCAAAUGUAGUUGAAGCCAAACUUUUAUGCUAUCAGGUGUUGAUGUGUGAUGUAUAUAAGUAAUGUCAGCAGAUCUGCUAACUGAUGCUAGUUGAAGCAUCUUUUACUCUUGUUAUAUUUCUCUGUUUCACAUAAAGAAACCCUAACAAUUAUUUGUAUGUUAGGACUACCUGAGGAGUUUCCCAUGAUCCUUUGCCAGCUCAAAGGUGGCUGGAUUCUCACAAGGGAUCAGGAAUGAUGGAGGUUUUUUUUUUUUUUACUGCUGCUGAUGUAGUAAAUGUAUGUUGUGUUGCCCCGGUUUGGGUCUUUUCAGAUUCUGCUGCCAUGUUCAGUAUUUUAUUGAAUUAAACAUUACCCAUGUUUAUCACUUAAA
Carassius auratus (goldfish) is the source of this 4989-nucleotide messenger RNA. Its product is annotated as activin receptor type-2B-like. Gene Ontology annotation, molecular function: ATP binding; activin receptor activity; activin binding. Gene Ontology annotation, biological process: cellular response to growth factor stimulus; activin receptor signaling pathway; protein phosphorylation. Gene Ontology annotation, cellular component: activin receptor complex; plasma membrane. The record is from RefSeq and is a predicted model, not a curated record. Lineage: Eukaryota; Metazoa; Chordata; Actinopteri; Cypriniformes; Cyprinidae. The transcript has 11 exons. Bases 461 to 1996 code for a protein of 511 amino acids.